AUGGGUCAGAUGAGCCUGGAGGACAUGCUGGCCAUCCUGAGGCCCUACUUGACAAAAGGCCUCUUGCCCCAGGAUGUGCCCACUGAGAUGAUGCCCAUCAUAGAUGAAUACCUGCGCAGCAGCUCAGAUGGACAAGCCACAUGAGAAGCCUUCCGGGAAUUGAUAAGCAACGUUGUCAUGAACAUGAAUUUUUCCAGAAACCUCCAAGAUUCUGGGGUCUCCAUCUUUUUCUAUGAGUUCCAGCAUCGACCCAGUUCUUUUGAGAAGAUCAAGCCGGCCUGGGUGCGGGCUGAUCAUGGGGCUGAGAAGACCUUCACCUUCGGGGUUCCUUUCCUCAUGGAUGAGAGCUCCAUGCUGGCCUUUCCAGAAGCCACAGAAGAGUAGCAGCAGCUGAGCCUCACCACGAUGGCCCAGUGGACCCCCUUCUCCUGGACAGGGGAUCCCAACGGCAAGGGGCUACCUCCUUGGCCCCCAUUCAACUGUUCAGAGCAAUACCUGGCAAUCAGCCUGGUGCCACGGGUCAGCCAGAAGCUAAGGAAGGCCCGACAGCAGUUCUGGGCAGAGACACUGCCCACCAAGAUCUGGCAGUGGCAGCAGAAGCAGAAGGGCAGGAAGGCCCAGGAGGAGCUCUGAGGCAGCUCCCGGGUCUUCUGGGCUGGGGGCCAACCCUAGGGGUU
Messenger RNA from Physeter macrocephalus (sperm whale), 677 nucleotides. It is a transcript of the gene CES3, whose product is annotated as carboxylesterase 3. The record is from RefSeq and is a predicted model, not a curated record. Lineage: Eukaryota; Metazoa; Chordata; Mammalia; Artiodactyla; Physeteridae.